AUGGCGGACUCGACACAGGCUGCUGCGGCCCCGAAGCCGAGCAGUAGUGUCAAGCUCGUUCUACUCGGCGAAGCGGCAGUAGGAAAGUCCUCCCUCGUCCUCCGCUUCGUCAACAACGACUUCCAACCCAACAAAGAACCCACCAUCGGCGCCGCCUUCCUGACCCAAAAAACCCACCUCCCGACCCGCACCAUCAAGUUUGAAAUCUGGGAUACCGCGGGCCAGGAACGUUUCGCCUCCUUGGCGCCGAUGUAUUAUCGUAAUGCGCAGGCGGCGUUGGUGGUGUAUGAUGUUACCCGUGCGAGCUCGUUGGGGAAGGCGAGGCAUUGGGUGGCGGAGUUGCAGAGGCAGGCUAGUCCGGGGAUUGUGGUGUGUUUGGUUGGGAACAAGGUUGAUUUGGCUGAGGGGGAUGAUGGCCCUGAUGCUGAGGAAGAGGAGGGGGCUGAUGGGGAGGAGGAUGGGCAAGGGGAGGCGGCGGCGGCGGCGGCGGUGAAACCUGCGGCGGUGAAACCUGCGGCGGAUGAGGGUGCUGUGAGGAAAGUCUCGACCAAAGAGGCUAAAGCUUAUGCAGAGGAAGAAGGGUUAUUGUUCUUCGAGACCUCGGCCAAGUCGGGCUUGAACGUCAGUGAGGUCUUCACCGCCAUCGCGAACGCGAUACCCGAGGCCAGCUUGAAGGGUGGGCGAGCAGGCGCCAAUGCUGCCGCUGGAGCUGGGACACAGGCGGCGAUUAUGGCGGGCGCGGAUAGUAGUAAGGUCAAUCUUAAUGCUAAGGCUGGCGGGGACAAGGGGCAGGAGGGUUGUGCUUGUUAG
Molecule: messenger RNA, 810 nt
Organism: Recurvomyces mirabilis
Lineage: Eukaryota; Fungi; Ascomycota; Dothideomycetes; Mycosphaerellales; Teratosphaeriaceae
Gene: VPS21
Product: Vacuolar protein sorting-associated protein 21
Exons: 2
Coding region: 1-810 (269 amino acids)
Biological process (GO): vesicle-mediated transport
Molecular function (GO): GTPase activity; GTP binding
Source: RefSeq, a predicted model, not a curated record